AUCACAAUACCUCAAACUAAAUUUUUAAGGUGCGAGAAAUUUCCAAGUUUUUGAAUUAGUUCCGUACUUAAGUCUUUUUUAAAUUAAAGGAUCGGGAUACAGUUUGGUUGUCAAUUCAAAGGUUUUGUUAUUGAAGUUUAUAUCAGGUAUACUGGGAGAGAGAGAUUAUACAAUGGUUUCCUCUGGAUUGUUCUUUUUACUCUUGGUGUCCUGCGUGUUGGCCGAUGACGUUAGAGACCUCUGUCCAGGAGUGACUCCUAUAACCCCAGCUACUGCAAACGCUGAAGGAACUUGGUGGAUAGUUCGUGCCAGUAAAUCAAGCUCUGGACAAUGUGGACCGACCAACAACCAACCUCCCUGCAGGUGUACUGGGUUAGUGUACACCACGGAUCUUCUUCCACCCAGAAUUUCUAAGUACAACGCCACUUUGUUCGGAUACGAUACAGAGACCCAGGUAUAUGAAAUGCAGUAUUCGGUAACAACAAUCGUUGACCCAACUCAACCCUAUGGAAUAUUCUACUUAAUAGAUGACUCUACUGGUGCAAUUAAUGUAGGGGCUGCCUUAGACACAGAUAACCAUGAAACAUUCAUAAUAUUCUACUUCUGUAGUGUGUUGACAUCUGAAGGAGAGCCGCUGGUUAUCGUGCUCUCCAGAUCCAGGAAUGGGUUGUGCAGCGAGAGUCAAAAGAGGGUUGACGCUGCUCUCGAAGCAAACAACAUCUGCAAGGACAACCUUGAAUCAUUCGACGUAUCAGAUUGUGCUGAUAUAUAUGAUUACUGUUUCAAUUAGUAAUACCUAGAGAGUCUUAUGUGAUAACUACUUAUAAUGUUGUCGAAAGGGAUUAAAUACUUAAGUAAUAUUAACAGU
Homalodisca vitripennis (glassy-winged sharpshooter) is the source of this 868-nucleotide messenger RNA. RefSeq lists its product as uncharacterized. The transcript is spliced from 7 exons. NCBI's taxonomy places the organism in Eukaryota, Metazoa, Arthropoda, Insecta, Hemiptera, Cicadellidae. The record is from RefSeq and is a predicted model, not a curated record. Bases 173 to 790 code for a protein of 205 amino acids.